AGUCUCGCACUGAAGCUUCCUAAGUUUCAAGAUGGACGACUGCACACUAGAAAAGCUUGUCGUAAAACCAGGCAAAUUGACACCGAGCUUUAAUAAAGUUCACCUCGAAUACGACGUGACUGUACCAAGCGAUGUAGAGAAAAUACAUAUUGACCCAUUGACAAGUGAUUCUGGGGCAUCUUAUUGCAUAUUCGGUGGAGAUGGAGGGAAAGAUGUACCCCUCAAAGAAGGUGCAGUAACAGAUAUUAAAAUAGAAGUGACUUCAGAAGAUGGAACCAUUAAACAUUAUUUCAUUCAUGCCAAACGGCUGUCUGCUAAAGACGCCUUCCUUAAUGACCUUCAGUUCUCUGUGGGAAACCUUAAUCCUGCAUUUGAUCCUGAUGUCCUUAGUUAUUCAUGCCUCCUUCCCUGUAAUGUUGCUCAGGUGGUGCUUAAACCAGUGGCUCCAGAUACCAAAAAUGUGGUACUGGUGUGUGGUGAAAAACCAGGCACCCCUACAGCCCUGAAUGUUGGCGAAACCAAUGUCAGCGUGGAGGUGACAUCAGCAGAUGGCUCCAAUAAAAAGACAUAUGUAAUAGAUGUGAUUAGAAAACAAAUACCUCGAUUUGUAAAGCUAACGGAUGAGAAAUUGGCCAAAGAAUAUGAGUGUCCCUUCACCCUUAGUGCCUUAUAUAGACCAAUCACCAUUAGAGGAAGUAACCCCAAGAAUACUUACUCGGCUCCAAACAUUGACGAGAAGACGCGGAAAUCUAAAAUCGACCCACUCAGUGGCAUGCCAUUAGGAAAAGACUGGAGGAUAGUGGAUUAUGAGCUAGACAAGAAGAUUGCCAUAGCUAUGGCUACCAUUCCACUAACCAAUGGAAAGUCUUUAGAUCCAGCAAAGUUUUCUGAGCUGGCAUCCCAAAUUGAAAGUUGUAAUAUUGCACCAACAGUUGCAGAUGUGACGGAUAAAUUCAAAAAUGCAUCUGCUCCUCUGAAACACACUGUGGAGGUCAGGAAGUGGGAAAAAAACUUACAUCAGGUCUUUGAUGAAACUGAUGUGGAUAAACUCUGUAAAAGUGGAGAGGAGUACCUACAGAAGUACUUUGAUUCCUUACCAAGAUCAGGACAAUUUAAACAGUGGCCCCAUGGAGAGACACCUAUGGACUUCCUUGACAAUGCCUCUCACUGCUUUGCCUGCGCCAUUAAAGGAAAACCCAAAGAUGCUGCCCUCCAUAUGAAACUGGGGCAGGUUUUGGAGGAGAGAUACUAUGCAGAAGAUUUGUUUGGGCUUAAAAAAGAGGAGGGUGGCGAAUCUUUGCCAUCCUUCAACUUUGAGGCAAAAGAGAGUUCCAAAGAAGAGGAGUGUGCUGCUAUAUGUAAAUUACGAGGCGUCGACGCAGCCUCUGCUCCUAUCGCACUACAGCUAAAGGCCAUUGAUGAGGAAUACCAUCAUCUAGUUGGCAGCGGUCAGAGCGGCAAGGCAGACCAUGUACAGGGACUCUUUUUAUGGAAAUCCAAACAGGCAUCUCAAGAAGGUAUGGCUGCCCAGAAAGCUCAGGACCAAGAGUCGCCCCUUGGUCAAGCUUACCAGAAAUACAUGGAUGCCUUAACCUUAGAUGAACCCAAGGCCAUCUACAACUUCCAUGUGGGGCGCAUGUUGGUCAUACAGGGUAACUUUGAUGAAGCAGUCAAAAGAUUGGAAGUGACACUCAAUUGGAAUCCUAAGCACCAGUUCUCCAGAUUCUACUUGGGUUUGGCCCUGGCCCUUCAGAAGAAUGGACCUGGGCCAAGGGCCAAAGAGACUAUCUCUUAUCUUCUAGAGGCCAUGGAAACUCUUUUGACCCUACAUACCAAAUCAGCCAUGACCCCAGAUGACCCUCGAGACAUUCCAGCCAUUUUACAUUCUGACAACCUGUUAAGAUCAUCCAAUGUCCAUCUGCUGAGAGGAAUUGUAAAUCUAGGAAAGCUGUUGCAGAAGAAUACAGAUGUAAAAGACUGCAUGUCUCCUGAACAUGUUUUUCAUACGUCUGCCCUGUUGGCCUCUCAGGUCCUGCCCUACAUUUCCCAGGGAGACGCCUACAAACAGCUGGAGUGGGUCCUGCUCGAGUCCCACUCCAACCUGCUCGACAUCUUGCUGAAGGACCCCGCCAAAAACGCUGCCUUGAUCGAGCAGCGGUGCCAAAGGUUGUCUGCUCUCAUCAUGAACUCUACACUGCCAAUGAGUGAAGACCUGCUUAAUCUGCAGGAACAGACUUGUCAGAAACUGGUCAGCCUCCAGCCCUGCAGCAGUCUGUCCCUCUACCGACUGGGCGUCUCCCAGUUCGAUAAGUUUGAGAACUGUCCUCCCGGUGACACAGCCAAUAAGAUUCUGAAGGAAGCUAUGACGUCUUACCAGGCUUGCAUCAGUCUGGAGGGGAAACCUGCCUCUGGAGAUCCUCCAGAGUCACUUACAGGACAGCAAUGGUGGCAGGACAAAGUGAAAGCAGAACAGGAAGCAAAGAAGGCAGAGGAGGCAAAGAAAGCUCCAGCACCAGCUGCCAAAGGGGGACCAGCAAAGCCUGCCCCGGCCGCUAGGGGAGGGGGAGCAGCAGGGCGGGGGGCUCCUGCCUCUAGAGGGGCACCUGCUGCCCGAGGAAGAGGGGCAGCCACUACACCAGCCAGAGGAUCUAACACCAGGCUUUGUGGUGCAACAGCAGGAAGAGGUGGUGCAGCCAGAGGUGGUGCAGCUGCUAAGACACCCGCUGGAAAGGCAGCUCCUGCCCCCGCAGCAUCAAAGGCCCCUCCAGGUAAAGGCGGGCAUCAAUGUGAAGCCACACCCCCCGCCCAAAAGGCUGGAGCCAAGGAGCCACCAGCUCCUGAACCCAAGAAGGAGGAUGCAAAACCAGAACCUGCACCAGAGUCUAAACCAGCUGAUGAUAAAGCGGCUCCCAUCAACCCAAAGACUUACCACGCACGUCUAGGACUGGCCAGGGCUUACAGAGCAGCUGGAGAUAUUGACCAAUCCAAGAAGUUCUACAAUGAAGUCAUGACUAUGGCUCCUGAGGUCCAUGAUGCCUGCAUCGAAUUAGCCGAGAUGUUAGCCAAGACAGAUCCCAAAGGAGCUGUGGAUGUCUACUGCAAGUUUCACAUUUCUGAUCCACCCACUUUUGACGAUGGCUACAUUCUGGGUGAAAUUGUGCGUCUUUUGAUGAAGGCUGAAGAUUAUGAAGACAAAAGGCUGGUCAAGAAUAUGAUACUUUAUGGGAAAGUUUACGGCUUAGCUGUUUUGGAAAAAUAUGUGAAAAUAUUGGAAGAGAAGUUCAAGAACAAGAUUCUACAGGAAGUGUAUGCUGGUGUCAAUGGGAAAUCUGUUGAUGAUGCUGAUAUGCAAGCCUUCUUCAAAUUCAAAUGUUGGAUUUAACUAAUGAUACAUAUGUUGCUUAACAAAUUAUGAAAAGUCUCCAACAAAAUCAACACCAAUCAAAAGCAGGAUAGAACACGUCCAUUUUCUGUAUACCAGUAAUUUGUGAUUUAAUAGAUAUGUACUCUUAUUUUACAAAAAUGUACAUUAAUGUAAUAGCCUUGUUUCAUGUUCAACUUACAAUUCAAGUACAAGUGUGUAUGUGUCUCAACAUCCACAUUAUAUACAGACUUACUUUAAUAUGGUGGCUUCAAUUAUGAUCCCUUAGUGUCAAAUUCCCUUAGAGAUUGCAUAUUGCUUACAUGUAUGUAGAUGUGCCAAGUACAUCAGCAUUCCUGAAUUUACAACAAGGAUUUUAUUUUUUUAUUUUACUUGAGAAUUUUUUUUACAUUGCCUGUGAUAAAUAUUUUUCAAUUAAAA
Magallana angulata is the source of this 3802-nucleotide messenger RNA. RefSeq lists its product as uncharacterized. The transcript is spliced from 21 exons. Lineage: Eukaryota; Metazoa; Mollusca; Bivalvia; Ostreida; Ostreidae. The record is from RefSeq and is a predicted model, not a curated record. Gene Ontology annotation, molecular function: protein binding. Bases 32 to 3382 code for a protein of 1116 amino acids.